Messenger RNA from Salvelinus fontinalis (brook trout), 2096 nucleotides. Its product is annotated as DUF4748 domain-containing protein. The coding region runs from base 8 to 541 and encodes 177 amino acids. The record is from RefSeq and is a predicted model, not a curated record. The transcript has 3 exons. NCBI's taxonomy places the organism in Eukaryota, Metazoa, Chordata, Actinopteri, Salmoniformes, Salmonidae.
UUUGCGCAUGCCCAAGCCGACUCCACUUUUACAUAACAAGAUGGCGGCGCCCUGUAGGAAGCUUGCGAGGACGGGGAUGUUUAAAGGUUUGUGUCCGAUUUCAGGCCGGUCACUAUGGACACAAAGGUGCCUGGUCAAGUUACAGGCUCUGAGGUGCAUUCCUCCCCGGUGUCUCACCCGACUCUACCGGCCACUGACCACCACCAGGUCGACACUGAUCAGCACCAAAACAGAACAGCCGAGAAGCACCGAUCAGCAGAAAACGACUGACACGCAGAAAGAGCAAAAGAAAGAGACUGAGGAGGAGGAGGAGGAGGAGGAGGGACCAGCGUACAUCCCCACGAGAAAGGCCAAGAACCCCAUGAUGAAGAUCGGCUAUGCCUGGAUGAUAGGUCUCCCUGCAGGUAUAAUAGGGUUCAUCCUGACCAAGAGAGAGGUGGAUAAGAACCGCCUGAAGCAGCUGAGGAUUCGCCAGCGGAUGAACCGGUCCAAUGAAGGAGAGUACGAGGGCAGCCGCUACCGCAACAACAGACUGGACUGAUCCCAACUACAUUGAGAAGAUGUGUGUGUGCGUACUUGAGUGAAUGUGUAUGUCUGCAGCCUGUGUGUGUGUUCACUGCCUCUGCUACCAUUGGACUGACGAAGCGUUAAAAAGAGACUGAUGUAUACAGAUUGGAAACAGUUGUUGAGAGACACCCGUACUACUUUGCUCGGUGUUCACACCUACAAGAAUGUAUAUGAAUCAACUGUAAACAAGUCCAUGAUGAUCACACAGACUGUCUGCGUGGGUCAGUAUAGGAUCCAGAGUUCUUCCUAUGUCUUGACCUUUAUCAGGAAAACGCUGGCCAUGUCACUCUGCUACGUUCAACAGACCUUUUCUUUCCAGAUUUUUGAAACGUGCACCCUGCAAACUGUGUUCCCAUAUGAUUUCUCUCAACAGUCAAUCGUUUAAUAUCAAUAGUCUAAAACAUCCAUUCUUCUCAUGUGGUAGAAUAGAAGCUUGUAUUUUAAUGUUUGGAGUUGUGAAUUUGGGCCUUUUCUCAGUUUUCUGCUAUGUCAUCAAAUGUUCUGUUCUGAGGGUUCUAAACACAUUUGAGCCUAGAACUGUAUGUUCAAGCCAGUACAUGACAAUUAGGCUAAACAUUUCACAAUACUAUAAUAGGUACACUGUAUGUGUUAACAAGUACAUCAGAAACAGUUAUUGCAUUUACAUAAAAUGAAAAUGAAUUUACAUCUAUAAGAUGGCAUCACUGAGACAAGACCACUACCAAACAGCGUAUCAAAAUCACGCCAAUCAGCCCAGAGCUUUCGCUCAUGAUUACCUUGUUGUUACCUAUGUUUAAAUCAUAGAAAAGCAGAGUAAAAAUAAAUACAAAAAAGAGCAGCGGAUAAUUUAUCCAGAGUGGGUGGAGGAGGUGAGGCCAGACAGGGUAGUCAUCUGCUCUUACUCCUGUGCAGUACUGAUGAGCUUAAAUUAAUAUGUGUCUCAGAGCAGACAUGAUGUAUUGUAUGAAGUUUUGCAGUGUUUGUAUGGGGUGAAAUAGAUGGGGGGUAUUUGUGAUGUUCCUCUGGGUACCAGCUCAUGUGGGUGUAGAGGGGAAUGAGGAAGUGGAUAUUAUUGCCAAUCAGGCUCUUAAACAUCCUGAUGUUGAGAUGGAAUUGUCAAUUAGUAAAGCAGAAGCUAAUGGAUUAAUAAGAACAGUGGCAGGAGUUGUGGAACAGGGGGAGUAAGGGAAGACAUGUGUAUAAGAUUCAGGAAAAGGUGGGGGCAGGGAGGACCUCAGGCCAAAGAGAGAAGGGAGGAAAGUGUAGUCACAAGGCUAAAGAGUGCAUUGAAAGGGGUGGGGAAACAUCCGACUGGGAGGUGUGAUCAUUGUCAGGAAGGAGAUAGAGACAGUGGAACAUGUUCUGUUUCAGUGCCAGAAAUAUGUGAUAAAGGGAGCGAUUGCCAUUAGAUUUGAGGAGUUGAAGAGCCUUCAUUGUCUCUGGUCCACACUCCAGUCCAGUUGGUGCCGGUAAUGCACCUUAAAGUUGGUUGCCAACCGCCAUAUGAAAUCCACAGAAGAAGAAGUAAAAAUAAAACCUCUCUACUUUGA